Molecule: messenger RNA, 2022 nt
Organism: Microsporum canis CBS 113480
Lineage: Eukaryota; Fungi; Ascomycota; Eurotiomycetes; Onygenales; Arthrodermataceae
Product: asparagine synthase
Exons: 6
Coding region: 1-2022 (673 amino acids)
Cellular component (GO): cytosol
Molecular function (GO): asparagine synthase (glutamine-hydrolyzing) activity
Source: RefSeq, a predicted model, not a curated record
AUGUGUGGGAUAAGCGCAUUUCUAAGCCACGGAGAGCUGUACUCAGAGGAGCGGAGCAAAGGGCAAGACAAAAAUUUAAAAAUCGAGCUGGAGAAUAGCUUGGAUCUCGUCAGCCAUCGAGGACCGGAUGCUCGCGGGCGUUGGUUUAGUGAUGAUUACCAAGUUGGCCUUGGUCAUGUUCGGUUAUCAAUAAUCGAUCUCAGCCCCAGUGGUAACCAGCCGUUUCAUGAUGAAAAGGGUGGCAUUCAUGCCGUUGUGAAUGGUGAACUCUAUGACCAUGAACAUUAUCGAGCCCAAUUAGCCAGCGAAUUCGAGUUUGUGGGAAACAGUGACUGCGAAAUUGUCAUUGCAUUAUAUAAACAUUAUGGCCUCUCUUUCAUGUCUCAUUUGAGGGGAGAGUUUGCCUUUGUGAUAUGGGAUGCAAGCCGCCAGCGUCUCAUAGCAGCCAGAGAUCGAUAUGGAAUAAAAUCACUCUAUUAUACGGUGUUUCAAGGCAAGUUGUUGGUUGCAACAGAGAUGAAGUCUUUCCUAGCAUUCGGAUUACAACCGGAGUGGUGUGUUAGAACAUUGCGAGACCAGAGCUGGAGAGUGGAAUCACGCACUUUCUUUAAAGGCGUGUACAGAGUUCUCCCUGGGCAUUAUCUCAUAUGUCGGCGUAAUGAGAGAGAAGAACAGAAACCAUAUUGGGAUAUUGAGUAUCCCGAUAAAUUUUCCCACGAGACGCGAUCGGAAGACGAAAUGGUGGAAGGGGUGAGGGAGCGUCUUCUAGAGGCUGUCAGAAUCCGACUGAAGGCGGAUGUUCCUGUAGCUGUCUACCUCAGUGGCGGGAUAGAUUCAUCAUCAGUUGCCGGCAUGGUGGCCGAACUCAUGAAACAGGGCACAAAGCUAGGCAGCGAGUCUUGCUCCGUCCCAUCAAAAAUGAAAUGUUUCACCGUCCAGUUCGACGAAGAUAGUGGUGCAGAUGAGUCGGAAAUUGCCCAGCGCACGGCAAAAUGGCUCGGUGUUGACAUCCAUUUUGUUAGGAUGGAUGAAGAGGCCCUCGUAUCUCGCUUUGAGGACGCUGUUUGGAACAGUGAAAUUCCUCUCCCUGAUCUGAACGGAAUGGGCAGGCUGGCAUUGGCAGAGGCGGUCCACUCCCAGGGUAUCAAGGUCGUGGUCACUGGCGAGGGUUCUGAUGAGCAUUUCGGGGGCUACCUUGCCUUCCGGGCCGACUCUCUCAGUGAGCCCGAUUAUUCAUGGCCGGCAUUACAAAUAGCCGAUGCAGACCGUGAGGAAGCAUUGCGUACGGCGGUUGAACAAAUCACAUAUGGUAUCUUCGGAGACUAUAGCCCAGCCGUCCCGAGUGCGACGAUGCGUAUGCUGAGCCAUAGUCACGUCACCAGCUCCAUCGCAAGAGUCGGCAGUCUGCCAUUCUCAGAUGGCAUAAAGUCCUACGGUGAUGAUAUACCAGAGACCAGUCUCAUAGAGGGUUUCAACGGGCGUGUCCGGGAUAAUAUAACAAACCGGUGGCACCCACUCCAUACCGCUCAGUACCUAUUCAUGAAGUCCUUUUUACCACAUUUUAUCUUGCGGUAUAAUGGAGACAAUAUCGAUAUGGUCCAUCAAGUCGAAAGUCGUUGCCCGUUCCUUGACCAUCAUCUGACGGAAUAUGUUAACAAUGUGCCACCAAGCCUCAAGAUGAAAUACAACGCGAGACAGAAAUCCUUCCGUGAAAAGUACAUCCUCCGAGAAGCAGUGAGACCAUACGUCACCGAUGAGGUCUACAAUAUCAGCAAAAAGGCUUACAUGGGUCCAAGGAGAUUCAAGCUGGGCGGACCGCUGCACCGAAAGAUCAGCCAUCUAGUCACCAAGGAAAAUGUAAGAAACCUGGGCUUUCUCGACUGGAAUGAUACAGAAGAGGCUGUGGAGAGAGCUUUUAGCCAGCAGGAACCCUUAGCACUCCGCCGUGCGAUCACCGUUGCUCAAUUUGUUGUUCUCGGGCAGCGAUUCGGAGUCAAGCCAGCAGGUGUCUUGCCCAACUAA